This is a messenger RNA of Owenia fusiformis, 6390 nucleotides long. Lineage: Eukaryota; Metazoa; Annelida; Polychaeta; Sabellida; Oweniidae. The record is from the annotation of a GenBank genome assembly.
CCUCAUUCUGAAAUAAAAAUUAAAAACACAGAAAGUAUCGAGUGAAAUUAUUAGCAACUAUCUUGAGUUUGGAGGCUCAAAUAUGGAUUAAUCCAAAGGCAAGAUGUAUCGAAUAACACCACAUAUAAGUCCAGAAAUGUAUGGGAUGUAAAACUCAAUGAGAUUAAAGUUUGGAACUAAUUUAUAGCACCUGCAUUUUCUGGGUUGUGUUGACACAGGCUCACUGAUUUUCCAACUCACAUUUACACAUUCCAUCAAAAUCUAGAGGUCUCUAGAUUGUUAAUUAUAUAACACCAUGUAAUAUGAUGCUCGUAUCACUUUGAUCAACAUUUUACACAAGAGAACUAUGGAUACCACAAAGAGAUUAUGUGUAUUUUUGCUUGGAAUUAUUCAGGUUUUAUAUGUCACCUGUACCCCUACCACAGUCAGCAAUACAACUGCCAUAUCUAUAUCCUGGGAUGCGUCAUCUUAUAAAUUAGACAUUUACAACUACACAGUCAAAUAUGACUUGGUGGGAGCAUCAACUUUAGACAAUAUAAUCAUAAUUGAAACGGGAGAUUUAAAAGAUGAACAAUUAAUUGAGAUUUCACCACUUUCACCAGGAGAGCUCUUCAAAAUAGAAGUAUAUGCACAAUAUAAAAAUGGCAGUAAUGCUUUAUUGUAUACCUUGGAGAAAGCAACAAUACCCCUACCAGCUGCUAGCUUUACCAUACAUAAUGUGACAACAACCACAAUCCAGUUCUAUACCAAUAUAGAUGCCAGCAGCAAACAGGACUACUGGGACAUCUUAUAUAAAGACUUAAGUGGGGGAACCAAUACUGAGAAGAGUUUAAACUCCACUGGGCCACUCCAUACCCUGCCUGGUCUCCUGCCUGGGCAUUGGUAUAGGAUCACUGCUGCAGCAGUCUCAAAUGGAAUCAGAAGUACUGACAAUACUGUCGAGCAAAAUACAGUGCCCCUAUCCCCUGUACUUGUGGCAGUAUCUGCAGUGAAUACAACAUUCGUAUCUCUACAAUGGGAACCAGGAACAGAUAGUUUGCAGGAUACUUAUGAAGUGACAUAUGAGGGAGUCACUACCUGUUCAGGUCCAAGCACAACAUGUCUCAUAGACACCAGUUCAUCUGCUGUAUUCCCUCCAGGAUAUCUAUUUACAUUCAAUGUAUAUAGUAUAAAGGAUGCUCAACGAAGUAGUCCCCUACAAGUACAACAUAGUACUAAACCUAUUCCACCUAGUAAUAUCACCAUAGUAACCAACUCAAAAACAUCAUUAACUGUCUCCUGGGAUGAGCCUCAGGCAGAAUUCCAGACCUAUACUAUCUCAGUGUCUCCAUCUGUUACUAUAACAACUGCAUCUGUUGCUAAGGGCAGCACAAGGGAGACGGUACUAAGUGAUUUAGUUGCUGGGCAACAUUACUUAGUGUCCAUAGUAACUGUUAGUGGGAGUGAGGAGAGUGCCGCAUACUCUAGAUCCUAUACAACAGAGCCACCUGCAGCCAAGAAUCUCAAAUCUGUCAGUUCAAAGGAGAGAGCCCUUGAUUUACAAUGGGAAGCCCCCACUGAAGCAGAUGGAAAUUUUGACAGAUUCAAAGUCAACUUAAUGCCAGCUGAUGGAGCAACCUAUCCUAUAUAUGUGAAUAGUUCCAUGCCUAAUAUCACAUUAGAGGAUCUCAUUCCUGGGAAGCUAUAUACAGUGAGUGUAUUGACCAUCAGUGGGGAGGUAGAAAGUCAGCCACUAUCCCAACAGUUCAGAACAGUGCCUUUACCUGUGCGUUCCGACAGUAUUUUCCGACAGAAUUAUACAACAGAAUCAGUUACUUUCACAUGGACUGGCAAUCCCAGCUCAGAUCCAAAUUCAGCCGUCCAUGAUGAUAUUUAUGCUGCAACACUACUGACAUCUGGUGGUGAAAUUCAGGCCCAGAAAAAUAUUUCUGGUGAUCGAAUUGUGACUUUUGAUGGGCUUAGUGCUGCAAGCCAAUACACAUUCCAAAUAUCUGUAUACAGUGGAGAGUUGGAGAGCUCCAUACAAAAUCGUACAGCCCUGACUGCACCUAACCCUCCAAGAAACUUCAAGAUUGAUAGCGUAACUUCAACAACCAUAUCUGUCUCAUGGGAUGCUCCCAUAAGUGGGGACUUUACUUAUUACCAUAUAUGGUUAUUCUAUGCUGGGACUCCCUCAAUCGUUCAAAACGAGAAUACAACUUUACAAACAUUACAGUUUAAGAAUCUCACCCCAGGAAAUCGCUAUGGAAUAACAAUGAAUACUUAUCUUCAAAGAGAUCAAUAUUUAUUUACUGGCAGUGAAUUCCUUACACUGACAAAUAUAACAACAAUACCCCUCCCCAUUAAUGACCUUCGAGAGGACCCUGGUAAGACCAGUACAACCAGCCUAGGGGUGACCUGGAAACCCCCACAUAACAUCUACUACUCUGCGUUCAAGUUACAAUUACUCCAUGGGUUGACAGAGAUUGCCACAGCUAUUACUGAUGACCUCACGUUGAUGCACCAAUUUACAGAUUUAGUGCCUGGCCGCACGUACACUGUUAAUGUACUUGUCUUGAGAUAUGAUGCUGAGAGCUCAAUCAUUUCUGGAUCGUUUACGACAAUUCCUAUACCACCUGGCGAAUUACUUGUCAAUCACGUCAGCCAAUCAGAAGCCAGACUGGGCUGGGUCAUCCCUACGAGUGAUUACGAAAGUUAUAAGUUAACUGUGAGAAAAUUGCCUGACUCGACACUUGAGCAAAUUAUUAGCAUCCCAGACAAAGCAACUCAGUUAUAUACAGUGAAGAGACUCCUAACAGGAACUCAAUAUGAGAUAGAACUGAAAACAGUCAGCAAGGAUAAGAGCAGUGAAUCAGUCAUGGCAGUUAUUGAAACAUUACCUCCCACUGUGACGGCUCUGCAGAUUCUUAAUGUGACGGAGACAACAAUAGAAGUUCGUUGGAUUGCCCCUGAAGGUGGUGACAUCACGAAAUAUAAGUUGGAAAUAGACCACUUGGGACAGGAUAAAAAAGAAAGCUUUGAAUUUGAAAAAGAUGCUGAGCUUCAGUAUACAUUUACUGGUCUGUUGCCAGGGCGUAGUUAUAAUAUUACCAUAGAAACCCUUAGUAGCAACCAGACAAGUGCACCUAACAAUGAUGUCCUCACAACAAAACCUCUCCCCAUCUAUAACCUGCAGACAAAUGCGUAUAAUACAUCAGCUAUCCAACUAUCUUGGGAUGUCAAUGCCUCCAGUGUCCAGGAUAUAUUCAGGAUCCUCUAUAAUGAGGAAAGUGAGAAUAUAACAACAGACAUGGUAUCAGUGGAGUGGACACCUGGCCAGUAUUCCUACCAGGCAGCACUCACCAAUCUCCUUGCAGGACAGAGGUAUCAUAUCCUGGUGAAAGCAAGCAGUCAGGAUGUACUCAGUAGUCCAAUCUGGGCCUACCAGAAUGUGGUGCCAGUGUGUGAUCUGAUAUUAAAUGAGGAUACAUCAGCAUCUACCACCAACAGUAUAACACUAGAAUACACACAAAACUCUGGAGUAUUUGACAAGAUUAUAUUCACUACAAAUCCUGCAAGUAGAAACUUUGAACGCUCAUCUACAGAUGAGAAAACAGUAACUCUCACAGGCCUCAAUGCAGGGACCUACUAUACAGUGAAUACAGAGGUUGUCAGUAACACUGAGACCAGUCAACCAUGUCAGCCAUACUCUGUUAAUACAAAUCCGCACCAGAUUGAUCCUCCUACAUUAGUUGUUCUGAACCAGUCCAUAACUGUCACCUGGCAACACCCCAAUGGCACAGUGGACCGCUACUUAGUGAAAUGUAUUGGAAAGAAUGGGGAGUUAUGCUCCCCACAGGAACAGAACAUUACAGAUUUCUCCCUCAAUGCUCCAGUGACGCUAGAAUAUGGGGGCCUACAGCCAAAUACAGAGUAUUUGUUCAGAGUGAUAGCUUAUCUUGGAGAGAAAUCGAGUUCUGAGCGAAUCAUUUCAACAAGCACAGAUGAAGCAGCUCCUGGCUCACCCAGGGAGUUCAAUGUGAAAGAGUUGAAGCCAAAUGAGGUUGAACUGACCUGGCUGCCUCCUACACAACUCAAUGGAGAGUUGAAGGAUUAUCACAUAAGCUACACAGGUGAAAGUGCUGAUAAGGCUAGUACAAGUACAGGCUCAGCGAGUCCUGAGGCUGGAGACACUAAGAUCAUACUGAGUCAACUAAGGGCAGGAUACAUGUACACAUUCACAUUAUCAGCAAAUACAAAAUACAGGGGGCCUGCAGCAACAGUGAGAAUAACCCUGAGUAUUGACAUUCCUGCGACGGCCAUUCCUCUGACAGAGUCUAAGCCAUCCAAGGUGGAAGACACUUCAUCCCAUGAUACACUGAGUGUGAACUUCAUUAACCCAUUCAAUGAGGAUAAUGGGGAAAUUACUGGAUACUCAGUCAUAGUGACAGAAGAUUCAAGCAUUCCAAUCGGAAAUGGAACAUUACCAAAAUACCAAGACAUCAAAUCUAAAGCAAUAUGGCCGCCAUAUCAAGCAACGGCCCCAUGUAAGGAUUUCUUCGAGCCCACCAGUACAUGUGGGGGCAAUACUGUAUUGAGUGCACGGAAGAGACGGUCCACAGGGGAGUCAAAGACUUUUGUUGUUGGAGGAGAAACAUGUAGCAAUGAGGAUUAUUGUAAUGGACCCCUUAAACCCAAUACAGAUUAUUAUGUGAGGCUACGAGCAUACACAGAAGCAGGUCACACUGACACAUUAUAUUCUUCACCUAUGAAAACUGCUGUACGUCCAACAACCCAGUCAAACGUUGCUCUGAUCGCAGGCCUAGUGGUUGCCAUGGUGUUGAUUCUUGCCAUCGUUCUAAUCCUGUUGUUCCUGCUACGGAGGCGAGGCAUCAUAUGUAAGGGAGAUGGCAAGAAGGGAUCAGAGCCUCCCCUCAGUCUGUCAGGGCUGGGCAGUCAAAGACAAACUGAUAGAUUUGCUAGCAGUCGACCUGUACCAUUAGAUCAGCUUGUGGAGCACAUUCGUCUUCUCAGUAAAGACUCAGACUUUGGCUAUUCAGAGGAGUAUGAGGAUUUGAAGCAAGUAGGCAGGGACCAACCCACUAGUGCUGCAGAGUUGCCAGUAAAUCGUGCAAAGAAUCGCUUCACAAACAUUCUCCCGUAUGACCAUUCUAGAGUUAAACUUCUCCCUACAGAUGAUGAAGAAGGAUCUGACUAUAUAAAUGCCAACUAUAUGCCUGGUCAUACAUCUAAGCGAGAGUUCAUCGUAACACAAGGUCCCCUUGCUGCCACAAAGGAUGAUUUCUGGCGUAUGGUGUGGGAACAGAACUGCAAAGCUAUUGUAAUGCUCACAAAGUGUAUAGAGAAGGGAAGAGAAAGAUGCGACCACUAUUGGCCCAAUGAUUCUGAUCCCUGUUUCUAUGGUGAUCUACAAGUUGUCAUACUAAAUGAGACUCACUGCACCGAGUGGACUAUAAGCGAGUUUAAAAUAUCACUAGGUGCCACCUCUAGGAAUAUAAAACACUUCCACUAUACAGCAUGGCCAGACUUUGGUGUUCCACAGAGACCUCAAUCUCUCAUCAAGUUUGUGCGGAUUGUCCGUGAAAAACUCCUCUCAACAAACAUCGAGGGCCCUAUAGUAGUACAUUGCAGUGCGGGUGUUGGUAGAUCAGGGACUUAUAUAUGCGUAGACCGCUUGUUACAACAUAUCAAGACCAGCAAUGAGGCUGACAUAUUUGGAUACGUCCAUGAAAUGAGAAGACAUCGAGUGUGGAUGGUCCAAACUGAACAACAAUACAUCUGUAUUCACCAGUGUGUGGAGUGUGUCUUAGAAGGGAAGGAUAAAGACCCUGUUAGUGUCCCCCUGGGACAGGAAAACCCCGCAUUUGAAGUCAAGAAAAAUCACAUCAAAGAUCAAGCCUAUUUCCCCCUGCAAAAUGAUGAAGGAAUAACUGUUGAAUCAUCAGACACUAACUAAACAAAGAAGUAAUCAACAACAAGUAAACAAACAAACAAAUGGUAAACAAAAAGCCAAAAAUGGAGGGUUUAACAGAAUAACAUUUUUUGCAAUGGAGAAUCAUCAGUAGGAGAAAAAUCUCACACAUACGUGUAGUUCAAAAUCUGAAAUAGACUGAAAGCAUCACCCGUGUUACCAUCAUCGCAGGACAGUGCAGUAUUUGAGUGUAGCAGUUCCUUUCUAGGAAAUAUUUUAAUAAAGGUUGUAUGAUUUAUUGGAACAAGUCAUGUAAACAAUUAUCUGAUAUGUUCCAGUUUACAAUUUAGUUUUAUACACAACACUAAAAGAGUGAUUUUAGUAUAUUUAAACCCUGAACUUUUCUUUAGAAAGCAAUGGUGGGUCGUUACGUGAUACAUGGUGAUAUUGUGUGCUCGAAUGAGAGAUAAUAAUAUGCA